Anopheles aquasalis is the source of this 1437-nucleotide messenger RNA. RefSeq lists its product as uncharacterized. Gene Ontology annotation, molecular function: protein binding. The record is from RefSeq and is a predicted model, not a curated record. NCBI's taxonomy places the organism in Eukaryota, Metazoa, Arthropoda, Insecta, Diptera, Culicidae.
GCGAGUUGUUCGCAGCAUCGUCGACUCUUAUCAGUUUUUCGUUGAGCCAAACGUUCAUAUGAACAUCGUUAUUUGAACAGUGAGGAUCAUAUUUAGCAUCAUUUUGAUACCCCUUUCGGCAUCAUGGCAGCCAGCGCUAGCGCUUCCUUGCUCCUGAUUUCCGUUCUUCUGAUUCCGCUUACCUCCGGUGUCCAUGUGUACGAUUGCGAACCGGGCACGGAACCAACCCUGUGCAUCGUCAACAACCUGGUGUACACUACGGGCCAGGAUCCACUGCCGCAACUGAAUCGAUCGGACACUGUGAAUCGUAUUCAGCUGACCUACGAACGCUUUUACUAUACACGGAAGCCCAUGGUAAGCGUGUACGAUGCGGUGCUUCAUGAGACUGUACUGCGUAGUCCACCGAACGUUGCUGUGAUCAACUGCCAUCUGCAGACGCUGGUGAUGCCGCGUGAGCUCGAAGUCGGAGAUUUUUUAAACAACGUUAUCAAAGUGGUUGAAACAAAUCCAGCGCAAUCAUACAAUAUACGUUAUCUGGACCUCUCGCACAAUAGUUUGGAGGAUUUAAGGAAUCUGUCCGUACUAGUGAACCUGCAGACACUGAAGCUUGACGGUAAUCAAAUUGCCGAGAUCACGGCGGAAACGUUUGUUAAAAUGAGCAACCUUUCGAUACUGACCCUGGGCUACAACCAAAUUGUAAAGAUCGAUCUGAAGGUGCUACCAAAAAGCUUAACCACGCUCUCACUGAUAAGAAACGAGCUAACGGAGAUCGAUUUCGCGUCCGUUUCCUUUACCAACAUGCGUGAGGUGAAUUUUGAGAGCAACAAAUUGAAAACCCUUGAUGUGGCCAGCAUGAUGAGAGCAUGUCCCGCGUUGCAACUACUUCCGAUCGAGUACAAUCCAAUACCGAGGGAUGAAGCACAACGUAUUAUCACGGAACUAGAUCGACACAAUGUGACUUACUAUAUCAAUGGUGAUAAGACCAGUGAUUCUGAUACCUCCUGCGACUCAGACGAGUAUGAGAUCGAUGGUGUUUGUUUCAAUACAUCGGUGCUGGGCUCAAGAACCUUCUUGAAAGCGAUCGUGCUCAUCCUCGUCGGCAUAGUGCUAUUCGGUGUGUUUGGGUUGAGCGCACGAUGGAUAUGGCACGAGAUGAGGUAUUGAUGAGGUGGUAUCUAACCCUUACAAAAUGUUUUGGAAUUGCAGUAACUCUAUACUGAAUGCACUAACAACUAAUGGAAAGGAACCACCAUUACCCUACCAUUUUGCAAGGCUUUCUGGCGACACAGAUUCAAAAGGAUUAACGUUACUGUUUCGAUAAAAAGGUGUUAAAUUGCUGUGAAAUGCUUAUUAAAAUGCAAUAAUGGGUGUCCUGGAAUGUGUGGAAAUUCAUAUGAUAUGUUACUUUAAGAAGCAUAAAAUGGUUUUCUACUUAUU